Molecule: messenger RNA, 1355 nt
Organism: Morus notabilis
Lineage: Eukaryota; Viridiplantae; Streptophyta; Magnoliopsida; Rosales; Moraceae
Product: probable serine/threonine-protein kinase WNK4
Exons: 9
Coding region: 6-1355 (449 amino acids)
Biological process (GO): intracellular signal transduction; protein phosphorylation
Cellular component (GO): cytoplasm
Molecular function (GO): protein serine/threonine kinase activity; ATP binding
Source: RefSeq, a predicted model, not a curated record
GGACGAUGGGGCCUCCUGAUUCCGAGGCUGAUUUUGUAGAGAAAGAUCCAACAAAUAGAUAUCUUCGGUACAAUGAAAUUUUGGGCAAGGGCGCAUUCAAGACCGUUUAUAAGGCAUUUGAUGAAGUUGAUGGAAUAGAAGUUGCUUGGAACCAAGUUAGGAUUGACGACGUCUUGCUGUCAUCGGAAGAUUUGGAAAAAUUGUAUUCUGAAGUUCAUCUUCUGAAAUCAUUGAAACAUGAAAAUAUCAUCAAGUUCUAUAAUUCAUGGGUGGAUGAUAAGCAGAAAACUAUUAACAUGAUCACUGAGCUAUUCACCUCUGGGAAUCUAAGGCAAUACCGCAAGAAGCACAAGAAUAUCGACGUGAAGGCUAUAAAGAACUGGGCUAGACAAGUACUCCGCGGUUUAGUGUUUCUUCACAGCCAUAACCCUCCUAUUAUUCACAGGGACUUAAAAUGUGACAAUAUUUUUGUUAAUGGUAAUCAUGGAGAGGUUAAAAUUGGAGACCUUGGAUUGGCAAUUGUCAUGCAACAGCCAGCUGCUCAAAGUGUAAUUGGAACUCCCGAGUUCAUGGCUCCUGAGCUCUAUGAAGAGAAAUACAAUGAACUAGUCGACAUAUAUUCUUUCGGGAUGUGCAUAUUGGAGAUGGUUACUUUCGAGUAUCCAUACAGCGAAUGCAAAAAUCCAGUUCAAAUCUAUAAGAAGGUUUCUUCAGGCAUUAAACCUGCUGCUCUUGGCAAGGUGAGCGACCCCCAAAUUAAAGAGUUCAUUGAGAAAUGCUUGGUUCCAGCGUCUGAGAGAUUAUCUGCAAAGGAGCUUCUUGAAGACCCUUUCCUUAAAGUAGAAAAUGCUGAUUAUAAGCAGCUUUCUGUAAGCGCAUGCACAAGCACCAUUGGGAGUCCAGAAGCUUCAGUUUUGGAAUUUCAAAGGGCUAAUAAAAACAAUGAGUUUAGGCUAAAAGGGAAGAAAAACGAUGACAAUACUGUAUCGUUGACCUUGCGCAUUGCUGACUUAAAUGGUCAAGUUAGAAAUAUACAUUUUCUCUUUUACCUCAACACGGAUACGGCGCUCUCAGUUGCGAGCGAGAUGGUCGAACAACUAGAAUUAGCAGAUCAUGAUGUUGUCUUCAUUGCUGAAUUCAUAGAUUACUUGAUCUUGAGGCUUCUCCCUGGUUGGAAGCCCUCUUCAUCACUAUCCUUGGCAGGUAAAGACCCGGAUGUUGAGUUAAAGUUGGAACUAGCUUCCGUUGAGGCACAAUAUCAACGUUGGUUUCAAGAGCUCUCUAAGAUGAAAGAGGAGGCAUUAGAGGCUACCAGAAGAAGAUGGAUAGAAAAGAAGAAGCUGGCUGCUCAUUAG